Molecule: messenger RNA, 2126 nt
Organism: Sinocyclocheilus anshuiensis
Lineage: Eukaryota; Metazoa; Chordata; Actinopteri; Cypriniformes; Cyprinidae
Gene: fbxl5
Product: F-box and leucine-rich repeat protein 5
Exons: 11
Coding region: 43-2109 (688 amino acids)
Biological process (GO): intracellular iron ion homeostasis
Cellular component (GO): cytoplasm
Molecular function (GO): protein binding
Source: RefSeq, a predicted model, not a curated record
GCCUCUCGCGCUCAGUCCGCGGGGGGAGCUGAUGGAGGCGCGAUGGCUCCGUUUCCCGACGAGGUGGAUGUUUUUACCGGGCCUCACUGGCGCAUGAAGCAGCUGGUGGGGCUCUACAGCGAGAAGCUGUCCAACACCAACUUCUCCAACAACAGGGACUUCCGCUCGUUUCUGCAGUCGCUCCUCGCCACGUUUGAGGAGUUCAAGAUGCACGAGCAGAUCGAGAACGAGUGCAUCAUGGAGCUGCUGCAGGAGCGCAGUCAGACCGUGUAUCACGUGCACGCCGACAACAAGCUCUCUGAGAUGCUGUCGCUCUUCCAGAAGGGGCUGCGCAGCGUUAAGAGCGAGUGCGAGCAGCUGAAUUACGCGCAGCAGCUGAAGGAGAGGCUGGAGGCCUUUACCCAGGACUUCCUUCCUCACAUGAAGGAGGAAGAGGAGGUGUAUCAGCCCAUGCUGAUGGAGUACUUCACGUACGAGGAGCUGAAGGCCAUCAAGCGGCAGGUGAUGCUGCAGCACUGCAGUAAUCUCUCGUGGAGCUCCGCCGCAGACCUGCUGAAGAGCCUGAACCUCUGGAGCCACGCCGAGGAGCUGCGCAAGGCCUUCAAAUACUCCGACCACGAGAAGACCGAGGACGAGCGGGGCAGCGGGCUCGCGUCGGUCUUGGUGCUGCCGCAGGAGCUGCUGCUGCGGAUCUUCAGGUUUCUGGGGCCGGCGGAUCUGUGCCGCUGCGGACAGGUGUGCAGCGUCUGGGCUCAGGUGGCCAAGACCGGAUCCCUGUGGAGGCACCUGUACCCCGUCCGCUGGGCUAGAGGGGACUAUUACUGCGGUCCCCCGGGCGAGUCGGACCAGGAGCCGGAUGAGGAUUGGGUGAAGAGUCUGCAGGACGAGGGACGAGCCUAUCAGGAGUGGGACGAGGACGCAGAUGUGGAUGAAUCAGAGGCGGCGGCGGAGGAGUCUCCAGACAUUAGUGCGGUUCAGAGAGAGAAGAGGCUGCUGAAUGGGAUCGUCCAGAACCUGCUGCCCGCCGUCGGUCCGUCUGUGCGCUCGCUCAGUCUGGCCUACAGCUCGGCCGUCUCCAGCAAGAUGGUGCGACAGAUCCUCAGUUUGUGCCCAAACCUGACUCACCUGGAUCUCACGCAGACUGACGUCUCCGACUCUGCCUUUGACAGCUGGGCGGAGUUUGGGGCGUGUCGUACUCUGGAGCGGCUGGAUCUCUCGGGAUGCGACAAAAUCACGGACCGCACACUAAAGAUCCUGUCGCUGGGAUUGGGCGACUUAACAUCGCCCUGCCCGGAUCGUGGAGCCAAGCUGCUGAAAGCCCCACCCUCGCCAAUCAAAUUCCAGGACGAGUGUUCCCUCCCACUAAUGGGACGCAGCUGCCAGGAUCUCAUUUUCAAGUGGAGACCUGGUGGGCGUGGCUCCGGUUGUGGCCCCGCCCACGUCUGGGUUCUCGACCCGGCCAAACUCGCCGACAUCGAGGAUGCAGCCGACUGGAGCAGACGAGGAGGCGUGGCUGCACAUGAAAGUGGGCGUGGCUGUAUUUUUGAGCCGCAGGGAGGCGGCGGCUCAUGCUGCUGUAGGAGGAGCCAGAGGCGGAGCUUCAGGACUGGUAUUAGCUCCUCCCACUGGCAGUACGGCUCUAUGGGCGAGGCCCUCUGUGGUCACUCCACCUGCUGCACCUCUGACAUGGCGCUCUGGACUGUGAGAGAAGCGCACUGUGACCUCCAGGCCACCGGGGGCAGUGUUGAGUUUCGGACUAAAUGCUCGUUUGAGGGUGAAACUUGCCCCGAGCAUCACAACAGGACUGACCAAUCAGGAGCCUAUCGGGCACUCAUGUUCCUCAGCCUGUCUGGAUGCUAUCAGAUCACGGAUCUCGGCCUGAGGUGUCUGUCUCAGCGAGGAGGACUCCCUCUGCUGCUGCAUCUCAAUCUCUCCGGCUGUCUGCUCAUCACGGGGGCGGGGCUUCAGGAGCUGGUGUCCGUUUGCCCCUCCCUCAACAUCGAGCACUUUUACUACUGCGAUAACAUUAACGGUCCUCAUGCUGACAAGGCCAGCGGGUGUCAGAAUCUGCAGUGUGGCUUCAGGGCUUGCUGUCGAUCCGGAGAGUGAUGCUCUUUUCUCUGUAU